UAACCAUAUAUUUUAUAUAUUAAAUAAUAUUUUGUAUAGUUUAUAUAUAUAUAAUAAUAAUAAUAAAAUUAUCAUCAAUAAAUAGCCCUCAAUAAAAUAGGGUCCUUGAUAUAAUGCAAAUUUGAAGCUAGUUUAAAAAUAUGUCUAUACUCCUGUUGAAUUUUGAGCUGUCAGAAAAGGUUCACGUGGAAUUGAAUGAAGAUCAAAAACGUAUGCCUGAUGACUUGAAAAAUCUGAGUGAGUGGAUUGAUAAGCAGCCACAUCUUACUGUCAGGAAAGAUGAUCAGUGGUUGAUAGCUUUCCUCAGAGGAUGCAAGUUCAGCUUGGAGCGUACGAAAGAGAAACUAGAUCUUUAUUAUACUUUACGAGGGACUGCUCCGGAAUUAUUCAAUAUACAACAUAAGGAUACUCGUUUCCAUGAAAUUUUGGAUUUGGGAAGUUACGUAGUCCUUCCGAAUACUGGACCUGGUGAACCGAUGAUUUGUAUUGUUAGACCUGGUAUAUACAAUCCAGACAAGUAUCAUAUUACAGAAGUUAUUGCUGCCACCAAUGUUCUGACAAAAAUAAUCUUGCAAGAGUGCGACAAUGCAGUAAUAGCUGGGGUGAAAACAAUUCUUGAUCUAGAUAAUGUCACUAUGGGACAUUUCUUCCAAAUGACCCCGGUGACAAUGAAAAAGAUGGUUGUAUCUGGACAGGAUGCUACACCGAUUCGUAUGAAGGGCACGCAUUAUCUGAAUACUCCUCCAGGAUUUGAGACAGUCUUUAAUGCUGUAAAAUCUUUAUUAAACGAGAAAAAUAAAAACAGGCUUUACGUUCACAAUAAGAAUUACGAUGAACUAUAUAAACAUAUUCCAAAAGAAAUUCUGCCAGAAGAAUACGGCGGUAACGCAGGAUCUAUUGAAUCUAUUGUUGGCUAUUGGAAAAAGAAGGUUGAAGAGUACAGUGAUUGGUUGGAUGAAGACUUGAAGUACGGGACAGACGAGUCGAAAAGACUUGGCAAACCGAAGACAUCGGAGGACAUGUUUGGAGUAGAGGGAUCGUUCAGGCAGCUGGAGUUUGAUUAAACAUUUAUAACAUAUUAAUGAUGGGAUUUUAUUCUACAUCCGUAUAUUUUUUAAAACUAUUCUAGCUCUAGUAAAGAAUAGUGAGAUAAGAUAGAUACAGAUAUUUGUUUUGUUUAUCUUAUAUUUUAUCGUUGUUAUUGUCUGUAAAUAAUUAAUUUAUAAAGUAAUGAAAAUAAUAUAGAAAUAGAAGUAAGCGAAAUAUUGGUUCUUUGUAUAAUAUAAAAAAAAUUAAAGUAUAUAUAAUUUUUUUUAUACAAAUUUACAACUCCGAGAUAUCUUGAGAUUGGAUUGAAACCCAACUUUUUGAAUGAGCGAAUGGAAAUUU
Molecule: messenger RNA, 1389 nt
Organism: Diatraea saccharalis (sugarcane borer)
Lineage: Eukaryota; Metazoa; Arthropoda; Insecta; Lepidoptera; Crambidae
Source: the annotation of a GenBank genome assembly